Molecule: messenger RNA, 2037 nt
Organism: Rhodofomes roseus
Lineage: Eukaryota; Fungi; Basidiomycota; Agaricomycetes; Polyporales; Fomitopsidaceae
Exons: 5
Coding region: 115-1653 (512 amino acids)
Source: RefSeq, a predicted model, not a curated record
GUCUUCUGUGGCUGACAAUGUCGGGAGACUCGUCCGUUCAUUCUGUUCAUCGAGCUCACACAACCCUGCGUCGCCAAUGCAUUCAGCGCAAGCCACAAGAUCAGUCUAUUGGACAUGAUGACGGAGAACUCAGACUCGCUCUGCCGGUUAAACACCGAUGUUCUUCUAAGUGUCUUCGAGCACUCGCUGCCUGACCGCGGCUUGCGCUCACUGUCAUCGUCGUGCCGGUGGAUUCGAGAAGAAACCAUGCCCGUACUCUUCCGACGCUGCCUAGUCACUGUCGCGGAGCCGAUCUGCGCAGAUAGGUUCCUCCCGCAAACCCUGUGGCCCUAUGUAUAUCACCUUUCCUUGCGAGACGAAUGCCCUGAUCGGGCCGCUGCGAGAUUUUACUCCUCGCGGAAACCUCGACUGCACUUUACCGACGACCCUUUGUUAUGUGGAAUCAUGGACCCCGAGUUCCUCAGGACCACUCUACGAGCCAUGCCUCGCCUGCAAUCGAUCUCACUAGACUUUAUGUGCCGAGAGUCACAUGGAUUGGGGUGGGAUAGCCUAGCGGCCAUCCUCUCAACGCCGCAGCUCCGCAGUUUCACACUCGCUCAGUUUAUGUUUAGUCCGCGACAUUCCCUCACGACCGACAGCGUCGAAUUUCUCGCUCCGUUGACGACGUUCCGACACGAGCAACGUGCCUUGCGCAGCGAACUCCGUCGUUUCCUCUGCCAGGAGGCCGCUCUGGGCGUGGUGAUUGGAAGGCUGCGGCAUACUCUCGAAUGCCUUCUACUUGCUAGCGAGGUUGCGCCCUUCAGAACCCUAAUGGCCAACCAAUGGCCACGCCUCAAGGAACUUCAUCUGAUUGGUGACUUCCAUCCGAGCCCGGACUCUCUCAUCCCAUUUGUCACCCUCCUUGCUGAAAUGCCCAAGUUGCGCGUUCUGAAGCUGGAGCUCGCUUUACGUAGCUAUGUUCACAGGAAAGAUCUGAAGCUUUGGCCCUUGGAUCAUGAAGCACGAUUUCCGUGGCCUGACCUCGUUGACCUAGUCGUUUCCUUCCCCAGUCCCGAGGAUCGCAUUUAUUCCCAUCUCCCCAGAUCGAUGCGACGCUUAUCGCUGCGAUGCACUCCCCAUCACUAUUUCUACUCCUGGAAGGAGAACAGAUUGUCUCAUCUCCAUUCGCCCAUACUGCACGCAUCGGAGAUGCUAAAACUUCUCCCACAUAUUAACACUCCUGAUCUUGAAGAGCUCUGUUUGGAAUACCGCGCAGACGCCGCAGAAGAUGAACUCCUAGUCUGCGUCGCCCAGAGGUUCCCUCGGCUCACAUCGUUGGAGAUGCAUCGCUUCCAAUCCGACACCGGCAGUAGUGUCACCGCUACCGGCGUUGGGUUGCGGCUAGCAAAACUCGAGAAGUUGCUCACGCUGCGACUCUAUGACGAUAAUCUACCUCUUCCCCGCUUCGCGACGCUGCAACGAAACGCGGCCAUCAUCGCAGAUAAACUUGCGCGCCCGGACGUCAGGCUGUGGCUCUUGCGGAUCAGCUCCGACCCUUGCUGGUACCCAUAUCGCCUUGUAGCGAAGCAAAGCGUUGACGAGGAACCGCGGGUGGAAGUCAACCCGUUAGGCCACAGCGGACUGCAAGUGUAUCCUUUCGAUGAUGAUUACUAGGUAUUGCUAGGUAUCCCCUCUUUACUUGUACGAUCUGCCUAUGACUCCCGUUCCGUGCGUCGGCCUCGCCUGGCGGUCUUCUUCGUCCUGCUGCCUUUAUCCCCUCCUACUUAUCUUCGGCUUCCCAAAUGCGAGAUCGCCGUAUGUCGUUAACGUUGUCACGAAGCAGCCCGUGUCGUGAAUGUAUUGUACUGUCGAGUUCAGCGAGUGUCGACUGGACUUCGCUGCCGGCCCAUUGAUGCGGCCUUUCAGUCGUGCGCGCGCCGAAUCAGGAAAACCAGAUCGACCUGACGCGCCCUGAAGGCAGUGAAGCCUGAAGCUUGAAGCUUGAAGCUUUGAAGCUUUGUAGGCCUGCCCGGACGGGCCUGAUUACUAGUCCCCGAC